This is a messenger RNA of Vicia faba (fava bean), 1440 nucleotides long. The record is from the annotation of a GenBank genome assembly. NCBI's taxonomy places the organism in Eukaryota, Viridiplantae, Streptophyta, Magnoliopsida, Fabales, Fabaceae.
AUGUUAACUCUGAAGAUCAAAACAUGGAAACUAUUACCCUCCACUGCACCACGCUUCACUAACCUUAAUCGUCCAUCAUCUCCCUCAACACCCCCCACAGUCACGAUGCAAAAUCCUCCCCCCUCCAAACCCCGCCGAAAAUCCUCCUACGGUACUUCCAGAAAAUCAAUCCUCCGAAAAACCUUCAAACAAGAACAAGUCACUUUCACCGCCCCUUUCUCCGACGAACCUCACGUCGCCAUUAUCGGCGGUGGCAUCUCCGGCCUCCUCUGCGCUAUCUACUUAGACAAACGCGGUGUUCGCUCAACCGUCUUCGACACUGGUAUUCAUGGACUUGGUGGAAGAUUGGGAACUAGGGUUAUUCAUGCUAAUCGUAAACAUUCUUUGAUUUUUGAUCAUGCUGCUCAGUUUUUUACUGUUGACGAUUCUUGUUUUGCUGAAAUUGUUAAUGCUUGGGUGGAUAAGGGUUUCGUUAGAGAGUGGUUGGGUAAUGUAGGGGAGCUUCAUAAUGGUGGUGAAUUUCUUCCGAUUUUACCCUCGACUCCGAGAUAUAUAGCGACUAAUGGAAUGCGGUUCCUUGCUGAUUCAUUACUGUCUGAGAGUCGGUUGGUGAGUGUGGAGAGACCGUGCUGGAUCAGUAAAUUGGAGCCAUUUAAUGGGAUGUGGCAUUUGAGUGAAAAUGGGAAACCUUGUGGGAAGUUUGAUGCAAUUGUUAUUGCACACAAUGGAAAAUGUGCAAACCGCUUGCUUAUGACGUCGGGUUUGCCAUUAAUUGCAAAACAAAUGAAGAGGUUGGAGCUGAGUUCAAUAUGGGCCCUUCUAGCAGCAUUUGAGGACCCUCUUCCUUUUCCCGGGAACACAGAAGUUCCUUUUGAAGGAGCUUUUGUUAGAGGAAUUGAUUCAGUGUCAUGGAUGGCCAAUAAUACCAAGAAACUAUUGGCUUCCAAGAAUGAUGAUCCUCACUGUUGGACCUUUCUGAGCACUGCUGCUUACGGAAAACAGAACAAGGUUCCACAGGAAAAUAUCCCUACUGCUACAUCAACAAGGGUAAAGGAAGGCAUGCUAGAGGGCGUUGAAGCUGCCCUUGGAUUAUCAAAAGGGUUGCUUCCUAAACCUUUUUAUACGAAGCUCCAACUAUGGGGUGCAGCUCUUCCAACUAACACACCUGGAGUUCCUUGCAUCUUUGAUCCCUUUGGAAGGGCUGGGAUAUGCGGUGAUUGGCUACUAGGUUCUAAUAUAGAGGCAGCAGCCUUGAGUGGAAUUGCGUUAGCUAACCAUAUUGCAGACUAUAUCCAAAGUCCCGGAACUGAUCCUGGAGAGUUUGCUGUUGGUUUGAAUCAAGAGUUUCAACCUCUGGAAGGCCAUGAUAUUGGACAAUUCCCAGGUUUGAGGUCAGAAGAAAAGAUGAAUGAAGCUCAAGUAUUUGAACUUGCCAAGUAG